Messenger RNA from Xenopus tropicalis (tropical clawed frog), 4253 nucleotides. RefSeq names its product ring finger protein 169 (gene rnf169). Bases 531 to 2030 code for a protein of 499 amino acids. The transcript has 5 exons. Lineage: Eukaryota; Metazoa; Chordata; Amphibia; Anura; Pipidae. Gene Ontology annotation, cellular component: nucleus. The record is from RefSeq and is a predicted model, not a curated record. Gene Ontology annotation, molecular function: ubiquitin protein ligase activity.
GGAUAGAAUGCAGGCCGCAGGGGGGAGCGGAAGGAUACAAUGUAUCGGAGGGUUACACGGUGUAUAAGGAACGGGAUAGAGUGCAGGCCCCAGGAGUGCGGAAGGAUACAAUGUACCUUAGGUUACACGGUGUAUAAGGGGGAAGGAUACAAUGUACCUUAGGUUACACGAUUAUAAGAGACUGAAGUGCAGGCCCCAGGGAUGCGGAAGGAUACAAUGUAUCGGAGGGUUACAAGGUGUAUAAGGGACAGGAUAGGGCGCAGGGGGGGAGCGGAAGGAUACAAUGUAUCGGAGGGUUACACGGUGUAUAAAAGACAGGACGAGCACAAACACCGGUUUCACUCCCGCACAGACAUGCCGGCCCCUGUCUCCUCCCUCACAGUCUCUCUCAGUUCUGAGGAGGGGCGUGGCGGAGGGUAGGGAGGAUAUCCGGUCUGGGACCCUCCCCCUGUGUCCGGGGAUGUGAUUCCCGCUCGGACUGUGGCGCAAACAUAUCGGGGAUUCCCCGGGUCCUGCCCCGCCUUAAGGUUAUGUCUCGGGCCCGGAGAGGGACGGGGAGAGCGGCCCAGAUAAAUGAUGAAAAAGAAAAAGAGGAUAAAGAUUCCGAGGAUCUGAGCCAGAAGUUGCCCCAGGCAGAGGCAGAAAGUCUGCUGCUUAAGCUGAACCAGCAGCCCCAGCGCCUCUCCGACUCUGAGAAUGAAGAGCCAAUCCCAGGCAGGGUCCCUCACCGGUCGGCCUUUGUUCCCAAGAGCAGUGCCAACUCCCUGACCUCCUUGGCCUGGAGCCGCCACAGUAAGGUGGAACGGAGCCAGAGCUGCACCGAUACAGUAAAUGAGAGCUUCCCGCUGGGCAGGAGGAAAGCGGCACCGGCCCCAAAAGUCAAGGUCCCCUUCGGAGGAUGCCUCUCUUCUGCAGUUGUCGGGGUCCUGUUGUCCACAGAAAACAGCCGCUCCUUCUCCGCCCCUGUUCUGACGGCUGACAAACGCCUGUCCCUGAACCCUCUGACCUCCUUUGUGCCGCUGCAUAAGCCCGAGCGAUCCAUCAGCCCGGAGAGCAACGACAGCAUUUCCGAGGAGCUCAACCACUUUAAGCCAAUCGUGUGCUCUCCUUGCACCCCUCCCAAGAGAUUGCCCGACGGCAAAGUUCUAAGCCCCGUUAUCAUCAAGUCGACGCCCAGAAACCUCAGAAAGAGCCUCCAGAAGCCUACCAGCUACGAGGCCAGCCCCGUGAUCCUGAAAAAGUGGGAGCAAGUCUUCCAAGACCGGCAGAUGAAAAGGACCCUCUCCAAAGGGACGUUGACAUCUUCCGCCGAACCCGAUGAAGGGGCUUCCUCCCAAAAGAACCAAUCGCUGUCCAGCAGGGAACUGUUCGCUUGUAAGGACAGCCCCAGUGGGAAGCGCAAGUCUUUACUGGGGGAUCUGGAACUUUUACCCUCCUCUAGCAAAAGUGUUCAGUUGGAAAUGAAUGAUGAAGGACAGAACCAAGUUUUACCAAACAACGAUAGCCUGGUGGGCAUGGGGCCCCCCACUAGGAGGAGAGGGGCCACGGGCUUUACUGAUCUCAAUUCCAAUGCACAUGGAGGCUCCAAACCAAUAGAGGCUGAGAGAGAAAAGACUCUGCCCCAUUCCAAGUGUCUUCGAGUAACAUCACUUAAAUCGGCAAUGAAACGCCCUCACAGAACCAGCGCCCAACCGGUCAAUAUGCAAAAUGGCGCCUGCUUCAGUGCCGCUGAGAACAUCAGCCCCCAGUUGCCCCAACGCAGAGGCCAGAAGAAGAGAUGUAAAACCAAGCACUUAGAACAGAACGGCUCCAUCAAGAGGUUAAGGGUCACGCGCGGGGACAGACGUGUUCAGGGCCUGGACCUGUGCUGGAAAGAGACAGAACCAAGGUUGACCCAAGAGGAGGAGGACAAAAAGCUGGCACUUAAGCUCCAACAGAUAUUCGACAAGGAAACACGGACGGUAAAUCGAUGCAAAGGGAGCCGGGACGAGUACCCCUUGCGUUCCAAAAGCACCGCCGGCGCAAACUAGCACUUCGUUAUUUUUGCAUUUUCUAGUAGGAUCUAAUCUGAAAAAAACAAGGAUUUAUAGAAAUUACUAUUUUUGUUCCCCCCAUAUUUUUUUCAUAAAUAAUCUAUAAAUGGGUAAGAGGGCAUUGGGCGUAGAACCAUAGUGUAUUAGGGUGGAAGAUGGCCGCAGAGCCGUGACCAGUCCAGAUGGAUAAAAGCAGCAGAACCAAGACCAGUUAAGAUGGACAUCAUCAGCAGAACCAUGACCAGAUGGACAACAUCAGCAGAACCAUGACUGGUCAAGACAGAUGAUGGCAACAGAACCAUGACCAGUUAAGAUGGACAUCAUCAGCAGAACCAUGACCAGAUGGACAACAUGAGCAGAACCAUGACCAGAUGGACAACAUGAGCAGAACCAUGACUGGUCAAGACAGAUGAUGGCAAUAGAACCAUGACCAGUUAAGAUGGACAUCAUCAGCAGAACCAUGACCAGAUGGACAACAUCAACAGAACCAUGACCAGUUAAGAUGAAUAAAAGCAGCAGAACCAAGACCAGUUAAGAUUGACAACAUCAGCAGAACCAUGCCUGGUCAAGACAGAUGAUGGCAGCAGAACCAUGACCAGUUAAGAUGGAUGAUAGCAGUAGAACCAUGACCAGUCCAGAUGGAUAACAGCAGCAGAACCAAGACCAGUUAAGAUGGACAACAUCAGCAGAACCAUGCCUGGUCAAGACAGAUGAUGGCAGCAGAACCAUGACCAGUUAAGAUGGAUGAUAGCAGUAGAACCAUGACCAGUUAAGACGAACAUCAUCAGCAGGACUAUGACUGGUCAAGACAGAUGAUGGCAGCAGAACCAUGAUCAAUCCAGAUGGAUGAUAGCAGCAGAACCAUGACCAGUUAAGAUGGACAUCAUCAGCAGAUCUAUGAGUGGUCAAGACAGAUGAUGGCAGCAGAACCAUGACCAGAUGGACAAUAUCAGCAGAACCAUGACUGGUCAAGACAGAUGGUGGCAGCAGAACCAUGACCAGUUAAGAUGGACAUCAUUAGCAGGACCAUGACUAGUCAAGACAGAUCAGCAGUAUCAUGACCAAUCAAGAUGGACGAUGGCAGCAACUUUUAGGUUUUAGGAGAACUUUUAUCCAUCAAUGUCCAUAAUCUACCUUCUCGUGCCCUGUUGCAAGUCUCGCUUCUCUCUGUGUCGGCCAUUGCUGCGCCACGGUCUCGCUUGUCCUGGUGAAGUACCUGCCUCUCUCUAACCGCUAACGCCGCCAUCGCUACAGCUUAGUGAUUUCAAAGCAAGGGCUCUUCUAUGUUACUAUGCAGUAUUUAUGCAUCCAGAGAGGGGGGGGGGGGCGUGUUCCUGUUGCCCCUCCAGACAACACUAAGAGGGGAAAACAUUGAGAUUAUUUUAUAAAGUUCAUUGCAAAGUUCUGGCCUUGAUGGCUCUCAAGUGAGGAACUCUAGGAGGACAACCAACGGUCUUGGCCACCUUGACUGGGCAGUGCCCCCACUAUGACUAGGAAUCCCCCUACAGAAGUCUGUUCUGAUAAAGUCAAGCUGAGUUCCUCUCCACAGAGGUUAGUAGGUGAGGGAUAGUGCACCCCCACAUGUUUAAUAUAAGGAUAUAAGAAGCAUUUGGAUGUUCCCAUCCAUCAGAUGUCUUUAUUGGACUAACUUCCAUAUCAAGGACAAGACCAACCCCUCUUUAGUACUUGGGGGUGUAUCCCCUGUCCAACUUUCCAUACAUUGGGCAGUUUGCUCACUACUGUACUUGCCCAAAUUAUAAGGUGAUGGUGUCAUUUAAAGGGGCCAAUGAUGGGGGCGGGGCCAUGCAAAUCUCUUCCAGGGCCACAAUCUGACCCAUGGGCCUCCAGCAGGACAGUCCUACCCUAUAUAAUUCCUUGGUGGUCAUGGCUUGAUAUUGGGGUCUGCUCCCCCUCACUGUUGAUUGGUCGGUCUGUCCAUGGAAUGGAGGUUACAUUCAGUGCAGGGGAAUAUAUCUGUAUAUCUGUCUCUCUCUGACAUCACUAAGGGGCAGUUAUAAGGAUCUGAAGCUCUUGUAUAUUAUAAUGUCACCGCUAACAGCUGAGGCCGCCGGGGAGUAACUCCCAGUCAGCCAGAGGCGGGGCUUGAGUAUAGGAGGUUAUUACUGAAGUGUUAAACGCUACAUCUUGCCACCAAUAAGCUCUGUGUUCUCAAGUGAUGCCCGCUGGGAAAUAAAUGGGCGUUGGCUUUUUGUAAUUUAA